UUGUAAGUAAGAAGAAUAAAAAACGAAUUCAUAUCUUUUUUGUUUUUUUUUUCGCUUUUGCGCUCUGAUAACUCUGUGACGAUAACAAUGGUGAUGGUGAUGGUGAUGCUGAUGCUGAUGCUGAUGCUGAUGCUGAUCCUGACGAUAAUAGUGAUGGUGAUGGUGAUGGUGACGACGAUGCUGAUGGUGAUGGUGAUGGUGAUGGUGAUGGUGAUGGUGACGACGAUGACGAUGACGAUGGUGAGGGUGAGGGUGAUGGUGAUUGAGAUCGAGACGAUGGCAAUGAUGGCGAUGAUGGUGAUGAGAUAAUGGUGAUGGUCACGUUGAUGCUGAUGACGGCGAUAAUGGCGAUAAUGGUGAUGAUGGUGAUGAUGGUGAUGACAUGAUGGUGACAAUGAUGGUGAUGACGGUGAUAAUGACGACGACGAUGACAAACAAUUAUCAAGAUCAUUCUCUCGACAUAACGUCAACACAAAAUCAAGAAGAAGCAUAGUGUACAAACGACUUUCAGACCUCGCUCUCUCAACACAAAAUGAGCAUGCAUAGUAGUGCAACUGUCUCCUGGAGUGCAAUAUCUCGUCGAACGCCCCGCUAGCAUCAUGGAUUCUAUCCGCCUUUACCAUUGUAUAUAGAUUGCACAUAGAUAAUGCAUCAGCACUGUCGUUCAGAAAGCGAUAAAUUCUAUACAUAGCU
Molecule: messenger RNA, 693 nt
Organism: Chara braunii
Lineage: Eukaryota; Viridiplantae; Streptophyta; Charophyceae; Charales; Characeae
Source: the annotation of a GenBank genome assembly